Messenger RNA from Synchiropus splendidus (mandarinfish), 1187 nucleotides. RefSeq names its product SLC35A4 upstream open reading frame protein-like. The record is from RefSeq and is a predicted model, not a curated record. Lineage: Eukaryota; Metazoa; Chordata; Actinopteri; Syngnathiformes; Callionymidae. The transcript is spliced from 3 exons. The coding region runs from base 38 to 349 and encodes 103 amino acids.
ACUCAGAGACGCUCGCAGAGAACAAGAGGAGACAGCUAUGGCAAACAGCAAGGAUCCUACAAACCAGCUCAGGGACCUGUUGGGGCUGAAGGACCAACUUGAGGACAUUCAGAAACGGAUGGAAGAUGAAAUAAAUGCUGGAAUUCCGGCUGGCGGCAGUCUGCUGGCGUCUCCCUUUCUCAAAGGUUUCCUGUCGGGGUACAUUGUGGCGAAGCUACGCUCAUCAGCCGUAAUGGGUGUCUUUGCUGGCGUGUGUACUGGGAUCUACGUGGCACAAAACUACCAGAUUCCCGAUGUUGAAAACACAAUUAAGGACUACUUACGCAGUCUGAAAGGUGGACAAAAGUAAAAUAUGGUACCUUAAUAUUUUCUGGCGGGAAUGAUCAACUGCUCAUCUCAAAGACCACCAACAGCAGCGACAGUCCGCAUUCUCGACCUCUUCAUCGACAAAGUCUCUCAAAGAAGAACCUGUUUUUUCUGUGUUUUCCCUUCAGUGUUCUGAAAUUACAAGUUAAAAGUUACAAGUUUAGUCACUUUUCCUUAAUGGAUGACAUCAGUGUGAUGUGUUUUCAUCCCUAAAUCUCUUUCCAGCUUUUAGAAAGUCUUCCACAGUCCCACAGAAAAAUGUUUAAGCUCUAUCAUUUUUAAAGCAUUAUCAGGGAAAUAAGUGAGACAAAUUGUAUGAAAACUGAAAUAUGUGCACUUUAAGACCAGUUUUGAUAUCUUACCAUUCAGUGCCUUCAUUUGUUUUAACUUGGUAUGCCAUAUUUGUAGCUUUAUUCACUCAUAGAUUUCACUUAUGCUGGGAAGUCGCUAUCUUAUUGCACUUGGGUUGUUACUGAGGGUCAAUAUUGUGCAAUAAUGUGCGUAUGCCACAAUUAUUUUCACUGCAUUUGCUGGAUAAAUUAGAUAAACUUUUUAAAUUAUUAUGUUAAGCUUUCUUUCAGCAUUGUACUGUGUUUCUGGUGAAACUGGAACCAUUUUGUGAUUAUUGACAAUUAUGACCUCCUUCCGUUCAUUACACACAGCUCCUGCAUGCUGUUUGUUUUGUCCUUGGAAAAAAUAAUGCCUCCAUUUUUUCUCUGUAACAUACAAUGAGUCUUUAUGAUGUUGCCUUUGUUUUUAAGUUCAGGGGUGUUGUGUUGUUGAGGAGUUUAUUUCCCAACAUCUUCGAAAAUAAAUCUUAU